Molecule: messenger RNA, 1632 nt
Organism: Candoia aspera
Lineage: Eukaryota; Metazoa; Chordata; Lepidosauria; Squamata; Candoiidae
Product: T-cell surface glycoprotein CD3 gamma chain-like
Exons: 6
Coding region: 611-1054 (147 amino acids)
Biological process (GO): positive thymic T cell selection; cell surface receptor signaling pathway
Cellular component (GO): alpha-beta T cell receptor complex; membrane; external side of plasma membrane
Molecular function (GO): transmembrane signaling receptor activity
Source: RefSeq, a predicted model, not a curated record
CAACCUCAUGCUGGCUGAGGAAUUAUGGAAGUUGAAGUCCAACAUCUUAAAGUUGCUGAGGUUGAGAAACACCGGUCUAGACCGAUGGUUGGAGGCUGAACGAGGGCCCUGCUGCGAACCAGCAGUAGAUGAGUGGCCUGGCUGAGCUGAGCUGCUGGUUCGGGUUGGGUCUAAAGGCGUCCUACCAAGCAGUUCUCUGCAGGUUUGGGCCGAAAGGGAGAAUCUGUCUAAUGAUUAUUUAACAGAGGUGCCCCCCACCCGGGGCUCAUUUCUGGGGGCACCUUAGUGGAAUGCUGCAGCAGCAGUGGGUCAGGUGCUCUGUUUGCCAUUCAGUUCUGUGGAGGGGCCGUGUUGGGGGCAGGGAAGUCAGCUGCAUUUUCUCAGCAGAGUGGUUUCUCUGUGGCAUCUUUCAUCCUUUUGUUCCCUUACGUGUAAAUGCACACACACAGGACGGAAAAGCCCCCACCCACAGACUUCCUGUUGCAGACCUACUGCACGAAACGUCCCUGCAUCUUCCUGCCCAGUCAUCCUUUCAACUGGCAGGAGACAGCCACCUGCUGCCUGUACCGACAAGCAGGGGACGACAUAUCUAGCUCCCCCAUUGACAACCAUGGGAGGCUGGGAACAGCUGCUGUGUGCAACUGUCCUUGGCCUGUUCUUCCAAGGCAUCAGCAUAAGUGGAAAUGCGGCAUCUGAAAAUGAGUUCAUCAUCAUAAAGCAGAAAGGAAAAACUGUCUCCCUAAUAUGUGAAGGGGGCAAUAAUAAGACUAGUUGGAGGAAAGACAGGACGGCUCUAAGACACAAAGGAAAGGAGUUGGCUUUGGGUGCCAUGAUGGAUGACCCGAGAGGCUUCUAUGAGUGUAGCAUCAGCGAUAAGGAAAACAGAUCUCUGCAAGUUUUCUUCCGGAGUGAUGUGCCAGAACUGCAUCCACCUGGACUUCAUCACGGUUCUGGGGAUUUCAGCAGCCAGCCUCUUUGCCACAGUCUUCCUGGCUGUUGCUGUGUACCACAUAGCUGUGGGAGAGCGGGGCUGGCCAUCCCAAGCUUCAGAUAAGCAAAGCCUGUUAGCCAGCGACCAGCUGUACCAGCCUCUCCGAGAGCACAACUAUGGGCCGUACAGCCACAUUGGUGCUGCCAAGCCUCGCCACCGAUGAAUCCCUUCUGCCAGCCGCUUUCCAGGUUCGCCUUCCUUGAACUUAACCGAGUGACCAUGGUUACUUACCUGGUGGCAAGAAGUCAGUUGAGGUGGAGGUCUGUGGGGCCUUCAUUUCAGGAGGUGCCACCUGUUCCUUGCAUUGCUUCUGCUCCAGGCCUUCAAGGGCUGGCAGAGUCAAAGAAGGCAUGACUGGAAUGGCCCGAGUGGCCAGAUUUCAUUUUCUGUUUGCUAGACUAAGGAGCUGUGGGCUGGCUGGGGUGGGGUGGGAGAGGUCUACUUUAAGCUUGUUUAACACACACACUCUGGGGUGCAGUGCUGGGAGUGUGGUGGCAAAUCAGAAUCUUAGGCACAUCUUGUCUUAGUGAUGCAAAUGAGUUGGUUAAUCUUCCAUUCUCCUCUUUGCAGCUGAAAUUGGGUUCUUCGCACUGCUCCCCUGUGCAUCCUACACCUCCCUUAAUAAAAGACAUUGCUGUAAA